AUGGUCUUAUGAUGUGGUCGACGAAGUUUGGACUAAAGUUGGGAAUACGAGCAAACGAUUGUCUGUUCCUGGACAAGGAGUUUACGUUACGGAUGACGGUCAAUCAUAUCACUUUCUUAUUUCAUGUUGCUCUUACAGUCUUUGAUGUAAUGACUAGAAAAUGGUUUACUCCCACAAUACUUUUGAAAGGAAGAGGGUCCGCUUUCGUUAAUGGUGCGGUCACUAGAAUUAAUAGAAACGUUUUAGUUUUCAGUGGAAGUUGGUGGUUUCUAGGAUACAAUUAUAACAUCAUGUGGGAACUUUCUAUAACUUCUGCUCGUGUCUGGUAUUGGUUAGCAAAGCCAGCCGCUGCAAACACAAGGAUUUCUUUAACGGCUACGGAAAUAUCAUGGACGGUGAGCGGGAUGGUUCUAGAAGAGAAACAUGUUCUAGUCUUUGGUAUGAGCUCAUUUUUAGACAACAAGCAGCCAACUUCAUUAAACCUAUUACACAUAUUAGAUAUAAAAUCGUUGUCGUGGUCGGUAGAUACUUCGGAAAAGCGACCUCCUUGCAAAUUUGGUGCCGUUUCUUCUGUACUUUACGACUCCAUAUUUGUUGUUUACGGUGGAGUAGUGCCAGCUCAAUUGCAAAAUUUAAAAAAAUUUAUUUCUCUCUCAUGAAAUUUGGGGUUGUUAUAGUGAAGUUAGAAGUUGGGUCAACUACUCGAUGAAAACAAGACGUCCUUCUCCAAGAGUAUUGUGCUCUUCUUCUACAACCAGCAAUCAGACUAUGAUUAUAUACGGAGGUUUGACAGCUAACACAGAAAACAUAUUUAACGGCAACAUUAUAACAUUUCUCCGCGAUCUAUGGAGCUUUACUUUGCCUCAGCGGAAUAUUGCUACAAGCAACUUAUCAAACGACGAAAACAAUUCGGAGUGGCGUUUACUCGACGAUUCUGGUCCCUCACAAUCUUUUGCAACGUCUUUAGUUGCCAUUGAAAAUACACUAAUUCUUUAUGGAGGAGCCAAGGAUAAUGAAAGCACGAUGCAAUUUUCUCUUCAGUAUGAGUCAGAAAUUUCAUUCAUAAUUUUUGGCAACUGCUCGAGCAAGGUUUGGGAAUACGAUCUGGCGAACGACAAGGCGAUCGCAUCGCCUUGGAGUUCGAGAGAGAGAUCGAAGUGAUGAGAACGAUCAAACAUCCCAACAUUGUUUUGUUUCUCGGUGGAGGUCGUUGCCAUGACGACGGCUGUCCGUUUCUAGUUGUGGAGUACAUGCCUAGAGAAUCGCUGACGACCAUACUUGCAGACAGAGACAUAAAGCUGGAAGGAAGUCUCAAGAUGAGAUUUGCAGUAGAUGCUGCCAAAGGAAUGAGAUUCUUGCACAGUCAACGACCACCUCGCAUUCAUCGUGACCUCAAGAGUGCCAAUUUGCUCGUCAGCACUAAAUGGGUGGUCAAAGUGGCCGAUUUUGGAGCCGCUCGACUCGUUCGAGACGAAGGAAUCAGUCAAGAAGCUGUAAGAGGAGCGGCACCGCUCGAUAUGACCGCUCCGCUUCUUCAUGCAGACUAUCACUUAUCGUCAGGAGUCGGGACACCAAAGUGGAGCGCUCCGGAGAUACUGAGCGGUCACAGUUACGGAACACCCGCGGACGUCUACAGGUAAGACACGAGCACGACUAACUACACAAACACAUGCAAUCGUUAAUAUUUCUAUUGUUUCUAAUAAUGAUGAUUGUUGCGCGUCUUUGCAUUGCUUUGGUAGUUUUGGCAUUGUGAUGUGGGAGAUUAGGGAACGAAAACUUCCUUAUGACGACCGUUCGUUUAGCUCUAUUCUUGACUUGAAAGCUGCUGUUUUGGGUGAAAUGAGACCGACCGUGUCGGAUAACGAUGACGACGACUACGUCAAGCUAAUGUGUGACUGUUGGGCAGAAAGCUCACUAGUAAGGCCUACGUUUUGUCAAGUCGUCGCUAGUCUGGAAGAUAUGAGCGAAUUGUGUUUUCUCUAACUCCAUAUAAAAUCAGUUUGUGUUCUAGGACUUAGGAACUCGCGUGAUGUAAACUUGAGCGGUUAAAGUAGAUAAAUGAUUUGUGAUCGU
Corticium candelabrum is the source of this 2073-nucleotide messenger RNA. Its product is annotated as probable serine/threonine-protein kinase drkA. NCBI's taxonomy places the organism in Eukaryota, Metazoa, Porifera, Homoscleromorpha, Homosclerophorida, Plakinidae. Gene Ontology annotation, molecular function: protein serine/threonine kinase activity; ATP binding. Gene Ontology annotation, biological process: protein phosphorylation. The coding region runs from base 1161 to 1640 and encodes 159 amino acids. The record is from RefSeq and is a predicted model, not a curated record. The transcript has a single exon.